This is a messenger RNA of Didymodactylos carnosus, 2013 nucleotides long. Lineage: Eukaryota; Metazoa; Rotifera; Eurotatoria; Philodinida; Philodinidae. The record is from the annotation of a GenBank genome assembly.
AUGAUAUUCGCUAUGAUUGUACCGAAACGAAUAGGAAACGAUGAUCUGACAUGGCGUUUGUCAUUGAGUUUUCCCGAACUUCUUUUGACAAAUUCAUUUCAAGACAAACAAAAGAAAUGCUACAUUCUUUUAAAUGCUAUUGUGCAAGAGUUAGACCCCGUACAAUUAGAAUUAUUUAUUAAAAAACCAGUUUUCAUGAUGAUUACUAUGGAGAAAAAUUUUAAACAAUUUGCAAAUAUCUUAGAUAUUCCUAUUCCAAAUGAUUUACACUUAAUGUCUAAUGGUUUUUAUUCAAAACAUAAAAUAUUGAAUUGGUAUUUUAAGUCAUUAUUUAAAUUUGCAUCAGUAAUCAAAGACUCAAUGAAAUUAAUAUAUUUUGAGAAACUUGUUCAUCUAUCAAUAAAAUAUUUUCCAUCCACAAGUGAAUGGUGUUCAACGGUCGAAAAUUUACUAUUUAUGCGGUUAGCUAUGGCAUUUACAAAGUCAUUAAUUAAACAAUUACCAGAAUAUUUUGAAAAGAACACUGAAUUCGAGCAAAAUACAACAAUUAAUGAAAAUUGGUUGUGUAAUAAUGUUUUAGAGCCAAUAACAUUGGUGUUCAGUAUAUUAAGUAAUGAUAAUAAUGAAUAUAGUAAUAUCCUUGAUAACGAACAGUCGUCAAGUGAUUCAGACUGCCAAGAUGUUAAUGAAAUUCAAACAUUACAACAUCUACUACAUAGUAGUGCAUCAAAAAUACAAGAACAGUGUUUGGCAAUUCAUAGUAAAAAGUUGGAGAAAUUGAACAAAGGUCCCAUCGGCCAAAGUUUAUAUUCCUAUUCACAGCAAAUGAUGAAAAUAGCUAAACGAAAAUCUAUUCGUAACAUUAGUGACGAUGAAUACAACGCCAUCAAAUCGUUAAAAGAAAAGAAAAAGAUUGUAAUUUGUAAGGCGGAUAAGGGUAAUUGUAUAGUAGUAAUGGAUAUGAAUGAUUAUCUUAUCAAAUCACAUGAAGUAUUAAAAUUAAAACAAUUCGUUAAAAUAUCAGCAGUCAAUGGAUUAAAUGUAUUGAAAGAAAAUGAAAUGAAAAUGAAUCAGUACUCACGUUCUUCAUAUCUCAAAAAUAUAAUUGAACAACCAUUAUAUUAUAGACUUCGGUCCACCAGUGCCUCACUUAGUGUUAUGUACGGUCAGCCUAAAGUACAUCGUAUUGGUUAUCCGUUAAGACCUAUUAUUUCCUCCGUCGGUUCAUACAACUAUGAAUUGUCAAGACACUUGGCGCAAAUUAUUCAAAGAUAUCGUACUCCUCCUCCGUCAUUUGUUAAAGACUCAUUUCAAUUCGUAGAAAGAAUCAAAAAUAUAGAUUACGAGGAUGGUCAAACUAUGGUGAGUUUUGACAUUGAAUCGUUAUACACGAAUAUUCCUGUGUACGAAGCCAUCGAGACUGCAUUGGGCCUGAUUUAUGUUGUCGGUAUUAAACCCAAUGAUAUUCCAUAUUACAGAGAUGAGAUGAAAAAAUUAUUAUACUUAGCGAUAUGUGAUGUUCCAUUCAGAUUUCAAGCAGAAUUAUACAAACAGAACGAUGGUGUUGCUAUGGGCAGCUGUUUAGCUCCUAUCUUGGCCGACAUUUUUAUGAUUAAAUUAGAACAAAAAUUAAAUAAAUUAUCGUUUAACAAACCACAAUUGUAUUUAAGAUAUGUCGCCGAUAUAUUCUGUGUGUUUUCAAAAAAACAGAAUUAUGAAGCAUUUUUAAACACCAUCAAUCAAUGGCAUCGAAAUAUUCGUUUUACUGUGGAAGUUGAAAAUAAUGGACAAUUGCCGUAUCUUGAUGUUAUGAUCAUGAGAAAUAACAAUGAGAGAAGAUAUGACACAAGGCUGUACAAGAAGCCUACUGAUACCGGGUCAUAUUUAGUAUAUGAAUCAAAUCAAUGUCGAUGGUACAAGCUAGGUCUCAUUAAAACGCUGACAGUACGCAUUCUUCGGAUCUGUUCAACACCACAACUGAUUGAAACGGCUAACAGAUAUACUGGGCGAUAA